Nicotiana attenuata is the source of this 2517-nucleotide messenger RNA. Its product is annotated as putative tRNA pseudouridine synthase. Gene Ontology annotation, molecular function: RNA binding; pseudouridine synthase activity. Lineage: Eukaryota; Viridiplantae; Streptophyta; Magnoliopsida; Solanales; Solanaceae. The transcript has 8 exons. Gene Ontology annotation, cellular component: nucleus. Gene Ontology annotation, biological process: mRNA pseudouridine synthesis; tRNA pseudouridine synthesis. The record is from RefSeq and is a predicted model, not a curated record. The coding region runs from base 74 to 1705 and encodes 543 amino acids.
CUAUCCGUUCUAUUACUGGCAAAACAGUAGUUUAGCGGGAUUGUGUGUUCACUGUGGAUAGUUUUCUCUAGCCAUGACAGCCCUUUCUCUUCGUCUUCCUUUGAUACCUCUAACUAACCUCAGAUUCUCUUCAUACACUAGAAAGCCUCUAACCAUUCUGUGUUCAUUUUCCACUUCACCAUCUGUAAUACCUUCCGACACCGCUGAAGACUUAUCUCCGCCGCCGCCGGCGAGGAGCAACAAAUGGGAGCCUUUCAUUAAAAAGAAAGUGGUGAUGCGGGUGGGAUACGUGGGUUCUGAUUAUCGAGGUCUUCUUUUUCUCCACGAGCUGUCCAAAAAGAAAUGUUUCAAGCUAAUAAUCACAAAUUUGUUCAAUUUUGUGGCAGGUUUGCAAAUGCAAAGAGAUGAACAUGAACUAUCCACCAUUGAAGGUGAACUGGAAAAAGCUAUCUUCAAAGCUGGAGGUAUUCGAGACAGUAAUUUUGGAAACUUAUAUAAAAUUGGUUGGGCGAGAAGUAGUCGAACAGAUAAAGGAGUUCAUUCAUUGUCGACCAUGAUAUCUCUUAAAAUGGAGAUCCCGGAAGAUGCAUGGCAGGAUGACCCAAAUGGGAUUUCUCUUGCUAAUUGUGUGAACUCAUAUCUCCCAGAGAACAUCAGAGUUUUCAGUAUCCUACCCUCAAAAAAGAGGUUUGAUGCCAGAAGGGAGUGUAAUGCACGCAAGUAUUCUUAUCUACUUCCUGCUGAAAUCAUCGGGAUAAAGAAUGGCUCAACUUCUUCUGAAAUUGAUUACCAUUUAUCCAAUUUUAAUGACAUAUUGAACUCUUUCGAGGGAGAGCAUCCUUUCCACAACUACACAAUACGAUCCAAGUACAGGAAACAUUCUCCUGCCAGAAAAUUGUUACAAUAUGAUUGUCUCUUAAAAAAAGGGAGACCCUCGACUGAGGACGAAAUAUCUGGGUGUGAGGAAAGCGAUGGAGAAGAAAACUGUAAAGAGAAGGGGGUUGUGACAACUGUUGAGGAUGAAAAUCAAAAUCCAGUAUGCAACUUAUCUACUAGAAAUCAGGCAGGCAACUAUAACGAGAAACUCAGUCAUUCAAAGGAACUAUAUUCUGCGUUACCAAUCCUAGCGAGAUGGCUCCAUGAAACUGAUGCAAGAGAUAAGCUUAGCUCUGCCCAUUUCCGAAGGAUUUUUCACUGUCAUUGUGGAAAGUUGGAGAAGUUGUUCAGCAUGAAUUAUGUUGAAGUUUCUAUCUGUGGAGAAUCAUUCAUGUUACAUCAAAUACGCAAAAUGGUGGGGACUGCAGUUGCAAUAAAACGCAAUCUUCUACCACCUGAUGUUUUGAGAAUGUCAUUAUGCAAAUUUUCAAGGAUUGUGUUACCCCUAGCCCCAUCAGAAGUUUUGGUUUUGAAGGGGAACAAUUUUGCUUUGAGAAACCAACCUGGCAACAUAACAAGACCUGAAAUGCUGACAUUACUGGAAUCAGAAGAUAUUAUCAAGGCAGUAGAUGAGUUCUAUUACUCCACAAUGUUACCUCAGCUGUCUAAAUUUUUGGACCCCUCAAAAUAUCCUUGGAGUGACUGGGUAGAGAUACUGGAUGCAAACACAAGGAUUCCAGAGUCCCAAUUGGAAGAAGUAAGGAUUUCUUGGAAAUUAUGGAAGGAACAGUAUGAAAGCAGAACUAAGGCUCCAUCAGUAUUGACUUAAGUGUGGUGUUUUAUUGAGUCCUUUCCCUAUCCUGGCUUGCUGGAGGUUGGGCCAGUUCAGGCCUGUGCAAAAUCAUUACACAUAUAUCUGCUAGAAGACCUAGAUCAGGUCUCCAUUUUGUAUCACAAUGAGAACUUCCUGCACAACUCCUUCAAUUGCAGUUUUUGAUGGAAUUAAUUGUAUUAUUCUGUUGGUUCAUGCUUCUCAUGUCCAAAGUCCAUUUAGGAAGCUUCUUCUGAUGGUUAUAUAGCUGGGACCUGAGAUGUGUCAACCAGCAUCCUAGAUGAAACCUCGGUUGUAAGAUGGAAAUUCUCAAGUUGGAGGCCACUCCAAGGAAAUCCGGUCUGGUUGUUCCAGGACAACAGAUAUCUCCUCCAAGGAGAAUGAUCCACCUUUUGGGCAUGUAGUAGAAAAAACAUGUCAAGUUGUCAACACACAUUCAAGAUUCCUGCCUGUUAGUUUUCUAUCUGUUGACACUAUAUAAGCAGUUAGUUAAUCACCAAUUGAAAUACAGGAGAUGCAAAGGCUGAAUCCCAGGCGGUCUCUUCUCGAUCUACUACUGCUUUUGUCAAUUUUUUUUUUGCAUGAAAAUGCUAUUAUCGUCGGCCCUUUAAAUCAGUUCUAUUAUCAUCCGCCUUGUUAAGCCUGGAACAGUGAGCUCUCCAUAUCGUAAUUUGUGUAUCAUGAUAGUCAACCACAUUUAGAAGUGUAAUAAGAAUUUCGUCUAGAUGGUAGUAGAGGAGUACUCUAGCAGAUAAUGUUAUUGCCAUUGAAAUGGAGUGCGGUUAAAGUUUUCUCAAGUUCUUUAUCAA